CUUUUUGAUUAUUCAAACACACAUGUUGCCAGUUGGACAAAAGAGACAAAAUGAAGGAUUAGUCGAUCCAGAUGAUUCUGACGAUUCCGAAGUUAAACCAGUGAAGAGAAACGGUAGAAGAAAGAUAAAGAUUGAAUAUAUUGAAGACAAGAACAGAAGACAUAUCACCUUUUCUAAGCGUAAGGCGGGUAUCAUGAAGAAGGCUUAUGAGUUAUCAACCUUGACGGGUACGCAGGUUUUAUUGUUAGUCGUCUCCGAAACGGGUCUUGUUUACACUUUUACCACCACUAAAUUACAACCUAUCGUCACCAAGCCAGAAGGUAAAAAUCUCAUUCAAACAUGCUUAAACACACCUGAUCCCACCGUUCAAGAUAUACCGGAGACUAAAUUGGAUGAUCACUUAUCGCCUCAAUCCACAUCAACAACUACAAGUCCAUUAUUAAAGCCUUCUCCUACCAUGAUUAGACCUUCCAAUAUUGCCCCUCCUCCUCCUCCUCUUCCCACUGUUGCUCCUCCUAAUAACUACACUCAACAACAUCAACAACAACAUCAACAGCAUCAACAGCAACAACAGCAACAACAACAGCAGCAACAACAACAGCAACAACAACAACAGCAACAACAACAGAUGGCAAUGCCACCUUAUAACCAACAAAGAUAUCCCGUUGGUUUCCAAGGUAACUUACCUCAACCAACCCAACCUUAUCCCCCUCAACAACAACAAUAUGGCCAACAACCAUUUUAUCAGGGACAAGGACAACCUUAUCCUGGCAACCCUCAAGGUUAUUGGGCUAACAAUCAACAACAACAACAGCAACAACAGCCUCAACAACCCCAACAACAACAAAAUACCAACAACUCUCCUACUGUACAGAGACAAAAUGUUAAACAAGAACAAUCUUAAAACUUUUUAUUAAAAAAAAAAUUUUCAUUCUCCCAUGUAAAAGAAAAAAUAAAUAAAAAAAUAAAAAUAAAAAAAUGUUACGCCAUCAUAAUGACACUGGAGUUUCCUUUACUUAAUCUUCUACUAU
Messenger RNA from Mucor mucedo, 1031 nucleotides. RefSeq lists its product as uncharacterized. Gene Ontology annotation, biological process: positive regulation of transcription by RNA polymerase II. Gene Ontology annotation, molecular function: protein dimerization activity; DNA-binding transcription factor activity, RNA polymerase II-specific; RNA polymerase II cis-regulatory region sequence-specific DNA binding. Bases 23 to 904 code for a protein of 293 amino acids. The record is from RefSeq and is a predicted model, not a curated record. Lineage: Eukaryota; Fungi; Mucoromycota; Mucoromycetes; Mucorales; Mucoraceae. The transcript has 3 exons.